AUGCUUAGGGCCGCAAGCCAACCUCUUAGAAAAAUAGGCCUCUAUUCAAAAGAGACAUUAGCUGCUCAAUGCAAUACAAGGGAUCUCAAUAUCGUUCAGACAGGCUCGAUUACCGAGCUACACCUCAAGCGAGACUGAAAUGGAAACACAUUAACUCAAAAAACCAUCCAAGAUCUCCGAGUUUCCCUUCAACUGAUGGAAGAAGACAUCCACUCUAAAGGAAUCAUGAUCAGAAGUCAAGGAGAUUAUUUUUCGCGUGGCGCGGACUAUCUUUAUCUAGGCCAUCUAGGUGCCAACAAACAAUCAGGGACUGAAGAAUACUUCACUGCUCUUUAUGACCUUAUUUACUUCAUAGGAAGAAUGGAAACUCCUCUGAUUCCUUUGAUCAAUGGAAAGGCUUAUGGCUCAGCUGCGUGCUUGUCAAACUUGGCUACAUUUUCCAUCGCAACUCCAAAUACAAGGAUGGCUUUUCCAGAGACUUCGAUUGGUUUUAUUCCAACUGGAGGAGCUUCAUACCACCUGUCAAGGCUGCCAGGAGAAGUUGGGAUGUAUUUAGCAUUAACGGGGAGAAUAAUUAAUGGCUCAGACGCAGUUCACUUAAAAUUCGCUUAUAAUUAUUCAAACUUGACUGAUGAGUUUUUUUAAAUAGAAUAUGGGUUGCUCGAAUUUUCUAGUCUCCGGCUGAAAAUUUAACUCUGACAUAUUUUAAUUAUGAGAUUUGAUUUCACAUGCUGAGUUUAUCCCAGCUACGAAGGGAAGCAAUAGCAGGGUGGCUUUCCUACCAGAUUCCUGAUCUUAGGGAAUAGAAUUUUCCAGAAAAGGUGCCACUUACCUCAGGGAUAGAGAUUGGGCCAAUCGGAGUGCCUAAGCUGAGAGUCGUUGAAAUCUUUCAACUGGCUUCCUCUUUUGAUGACCUUUGGUGGACUCAAGAAAAAUGGCAAGAAAUUCAACCCAGAUCGGUGUUGGUGGUAGCUGUGGUCGACUAGCCUUUUAGUGGACGUUUUUAAACGUGUAUCGAUUAAUUAAGAUUCAGACUGAUGAGUUUUUAUGUGACCUUCAUUCCACAUCAGCUCAAAUACCAACCCCUCUUGAGUCUCAUAGGCUAUUUGGGAACUAUUAUUCAAACUUUUUGAAAAAUAAAAGCCUCCUUGAAAACAAAGAUCUACGCGAGAACUGGAAUGAGCUACGAACUAGAAUUGGCUGGAGUGAUUUUUAUGUGGAAAGACGAGAAAAUGUAAAAAUGGUGUACGCUGAUAUAUUGCAUAUGAUAAAAUAAAAUGGCUUUCGCUUCUAGCGAAGUUAGCUCCGCUAACUUUCUCUCACUCAAGCAAUUUUAUUUAUGGGGUUGGGUUUUACCUCGAGAACUUCUGCACAGCAAUAGCGGCUUAACUUUGGGGAUAACCAAAGGAACUGCUCCUCAGUGCGAUCAAGAGACUCAGGUUUUUACCCCUCAGCACACCCAAAGGAGGUGGACCCUUAGGCAGAACACGCACAGGAGCUGAGUCGGAAUAAAGCUGUGGCGGCAGCGAAGCCCGUCGAAGCCGGAACGCCGUACUUACCUGUACCUUGGCGAAUCAAAGUGGGUCGAUCCAGAGGUCCAUGGGCCCGACACGUGGAUAAAUAUGGUGGCAGCUCUGGAGUUGGCUACCCCAUAGUGGACGCUAAACGUUAUAAAUAAUUAAGAUAAGAUAAGAUAUAUUACAUAGGGAAAGCAUGAGAAGAGAUUCGUGGUCAGAGUCGCCGGGGCAUGAUUGGAGGAGCCACUCUUCGCCUGGAGCUCAGAACCACUUAAGGAAUUUUGAAAGCACGGUUAUGAAAAAGCAUAUAUGAAACAAUCAAUCUUACUUUUCUCUUAUUCAUGACUUAAAAGCCAUUUAUAGAUGCUUCACAGCUAACACCCUAAGUGAAGCCAUUGAAAGAAUCAACAGAGAGCUUGAGCACGGCGACAAAGAAUGGGCCAGAGACACUUUUAACAGACUUUCAACUAAAUCUCCUCUCGCCCUAGAAGCUACUUUCAAACUCAUAAAAGAUGCCAAAAACUUAGAAUGGGCUGAAUGUUUAGACCGCGAGUUCAACGUCGCAAUAAAGCUUGCCCAGCAGCCAGACUUCCAUGAAGGAUCAAUCAAAGUCCUCAGCAGACACCCUGGAGUCCCUGAAUGGAAGGUAAAUUUCCCAGUCCCACAAAACCUCAUCGAUGAGCUUUUCACAGUAGAAAAAACCCUCGAUCUAGAAGGAGUAAAGCCAAACCAAUUUUUGCCCGUCAAAGAAUGGUACCAAACCAUCGCUAGUGGCCCAAGACAUUACUUAAAUGAGACUAGCUCUGACCAUUAUUUGGCAAGAAUGAGCUUUAAUGAAGAUGUCCAAUCUUUCCUCCACGACCAUGAUUUAGACGUCAGAGAUCCUUGCGUGAAUGCUUCUGAUGUUAGAAAAGGCUUUUGGAACGCAGAAAUGUACAAGCGAAAAGUCGAUGAAGAGCUCGACCGUGUCCAAAAAAUGGCUGAAGACCCACUGCUAAAAGAAUUCUAUAUAAACGACAGGAAAAAAGCUAUAAAUGAUAUGUUCGCUAAUGAAGCUGAAAUUACCCAAAAAAUCAACGAUUUAAUCACAAAAAGAUUCGAAAGGAAAUUUGAAGAUAGGAUUAACACCAUUCUUGACAGGUCAAGAAAUGCCAGAUCGCUAGAAAAACAAGAGUUUUUCAGAGAAGUCAAAGAUUUCGUCCAUAGAAAGCACUUCUUGGAGAAUGUAGGAAACCUAGCUAAGUUUGAGAGGGAUAACCUAGAGAAAAUGAAAGCAGAUGAUCUCCCUAUGACAAUUCCUUAUAGCAGCAAAGAGCACUAUAUAGAUGAUUUGCAACGAGACAUCGUAGCAAAAGGCGAAACAAACCCGAAUAUUGUGAAAUAUGCUGAUUUGUUGUCAAUUGAAGACUAUAAAUCAUACUUCGCCUUAUACCACCCUGCAUUUUUAGAAAAAGACAUUUCUUCAGAGGUAAAUGAAGUCGGGAAAAAUAUAUGGGACAAAUUCAGAAAAUCUACAGAUGGCUUAUUCAUUGGAAACCCCAGAGACAUGCAUAAAUUUAUAGAGCUGCAAACAAAAAAGAAAGCAGCUGAGCAAAUGGACAAAGAAAUUCGUGAUAAUUUAGGGAAUAUAGUGCCUAAUGAAGUCUUAGACAACGUAUGGAUUUAUAGUUCUCAUGAAAAAGGAAAAAAUACAGGGUAUUCAUCAUUUGAAUCAGAAGGUGAGCACGAGUAUGAAGGCGAGAGAUUAGUAAAGGAACUAGAAAUCCAAAAUUCUAAUGAAACGUCUAAAAAUCUAUCAGAGUUAGAAAAAUAUAAAGAAGAACAAAGUACUGCGCCAGAAGCCGAAACAAAAGCUGCUCAAAAUGAAGCCGUAGAUAGUCAAGACGCUAAACUUAGAGAAGAAUUCGAUAAGCACUUAAAAAACGGUGAGUAUGGCGUCGAAUUCAAAGAAAAUGAAGCUGACAAACUGUUUGAAGAAAUCAUAGGUAAAGAGCUAACAAGUGAAGGGAAACUGAGAAAAGAAGCUUUGAAAGGGCUUGACAAAGCCAGUGAAGAAAAAGGCAUAGAUAAUGAGAAUUCUCAAACAAACGUGCUAGAAAGCGACUCAGAGUGGGGAAUCCCUGAAGAGCUGCCUCAAAAGACUGCGAAAAAAAUUGAGGAAGCAAUUGGUAACUCUCCCAAUUUUUUUUACAAAAUAGAAAGUAAAAAUUAUGUUAAUUUAUAUUUUAUUUGAUGCAACUGUUUAAAAUUAGCUAGAGAUUUAAUUAUAUAUUUAAUUAUUUUUUAAAACAAAUUUUAUUUUAAAUAAUUUAUACUGACUCGUGGAGGAUGGAUAAUUAAAAUAUGGCACUGCUCAAAUUUUCUGAUCCCGCCAGAAAUUCAUCUCUUGAAUAUUUUAUUGUGAGUUUGGUUCCCCUUGUGAAGUUAUCUCCUCAAGGAAGCAAGUUCCAGAUGAUUUUCCUACCGGAAUCCUGACCCUAGGGGAAUGGAUAUUCCAGAAGUGUAUCACUUACCCCAUUAGAGUGCCUGAGCUCAGAGAAGAGUCGUCGAAGCCUAAACUUCAAGACUGGCCCGAGGAAAAUGGCGUGAAAUUCGCCCCAGAGUGGUGCUUAAGAUAGCUGUUGUCAAGCAUCCUGUGGACGUUAAGCAUGUUUCGAUUAAUUAAAAUUAAGACUCGCGGAAGGCGAUUUUUGCCCAAAAAUAUGGAUCUAUUAGAAUUUGCGUUCUCACUGAUAAGGAGUGUGCUCGAAAAGAAAAAGCGGAAAAAAAUGCCAACUGGUGAAAAAAUAGUCGAUUAUCUCGAAGCUGUAAUGACAGGUAAAAAAACUGAUAUAUUUGAUUCAGAGAAAGGCGAUCAAAUAGCUGAAAAGGCAGAAAAGACAAUUGAAGAGCCAGAAUAUUACUUAAAAGAUAAAGGAAUGCCCAGGAAAGCCCAAAAUUUAAGUAAAGAAGUCUCAAAAAGUAAAGAAAAAGUGGAAGCUAAAGCUGAAGAAAGAGAAAUUUCUGGAGAAGAAGAAGAAACGGACGCUAUUGCUGGAAAAACAAAAAACCUUGAAAAACUAGAAGAUAUAGAAGAUAUAGAAGAUAUAGAAUUGAAUGAUAUAAAAUUUUCUAAGAAAGAUUAUGAUGCUAUACCACAGUCUUAUAAAGGCAUGGAAAAUUGGACAGAUGAAGAUUGGAAUCUCCAUUUCACUCUCUGAACUACAAAAAGAAAAAAUAUUUACCAUUAUGGGAAACUGAAUGAUUAUGAAUUAGACAGCAAAGAAGACCCAGAGAGUUUUGUCAAGUCAAUAGUGGAAGCUUUAGGAAAUAAAGUAGGAAAAGAAGAAGAAUUAGAACAAGGAAAAGAAGAAGGAGAAGAAGAAUUAGAAAAAAUAAUCGCAAAAACCUUAGAGAAGGUAACGAAAAUAGAAGAAGAACUAAAAGCAGAAGAAGAGCAAAUCAAUAAUGAAAGCACCCAAAAUAACUUGAAUAUGAUGAAGCAGAUUAGAAUCGCACUGACAAAAGCAAUGAAAUUAAAAGAAGAAGAAGCUGCAGCCAAAGAAGAAAAAAAUGAAGAAGAAGGAGAGCCUGAAUCUCAAGAGCUUGCCAAUGAUGAAAUCUUGGAAGGAAAAUAUAAUGCUCAAAAUGAAAUCAUAAGUAAUGAAAGUGAAGAUGCAAGUAGCAUAAGGAAAGCUCAAGAAGAGAGUAGUGAAUCAUCACAAAAGUUUAAACAGCAAGAAGAGUAUGAUGAAGAUAUCCAAGGGUUCACUUUAUGCAGUGAAGAAAGUGCUUCAGGGUCCAGCCAGUCUUCAUCUGGGGCCAGCAGUAGUGAAAAAAGUCAAUCAUCAUCAGGCAGCAGUAGCGAAGAUUUGUAUGCAGAAAAAAGAGAUAACUCCCCCUCGAACGAAUAAAAUAUUUUUGUUAGCUAAUGGAGAGAUGUUAAUUUUUUUGAAAAAAAAUUAUAUAUAAAUUUUGUAAGUUUUUUUUUUCAAAAAUCCCCAAUUCGAAAUAAUCUAAGUAAGGCAGAAGAAAUCAAUGAAGCUGGAAAAGCAGACGAGGCAUCUCUAGCUGAAGAAAUUAGUGAGCUAAAAGAAGCUAGUAGAGCUAGCGAGGUCAAAGAAGCCUAUGAAGCAAAAAAAGAAGUCCAUGAAGCCUACGAAAGUGGUGAAGCCUAUGAAAGUGGUGAAGCCUCUGAAAGUGGAGAAGCCAAUGAAAAUAAUAAACGCUACAAAGCCUCCUCACAUCGUGGAGAGAGAAUGCAUCCAAAUGAUGUUGACCUCAGAAAUCAGCCAGACUCAAAGAGGAACAUUUCUGACCCAGAAUAUGGGGAACAUUACUCCGGCCAAGACGAGCAAGAAGGAGAAAUCUCCUCGGAAGGUGAAGAGGGAUUCAUCCCUCCUGAUGAGAUAGGAGAAGACCAGAACGAUUUCGACAUGGCAAGCCAAAGGCGUUAUAUCCCUCGAAAGCCAGAUGAAGCUGACAAACUCCAGCUCGAAUUGGCCCGCCCGGACGAAGAGGAUCGCGAAGCAAUCGAUAAAGACUACGAACAAAUUGACCCCCUUGUCAUCCAAGAACUUAAAAAAGAAAUUUACAUCAAAACUGGUGCAACUGAGAUAGAAAAAGGCAUAACUAUGCUCCACGAUGCUAAGUUCUCUUUAAACCUUGAAGAAAUGAGGGCGAGACGAAUUGAAGUCAUCAGGUCAGAACUUAGAACUGACGACUAUAUCUACCACCAUGACCCAAACAAAAAAAGACUCAAAAAACUCUUCGGUGACCUUCUUGUUAAGCCUCAAUUAGACGACCUUGACCAAAACGUCUUACUCCCUUUAAUUAGCAAAUUCUUACUAUUUGUGAGGUUAUAGACAAAAUUUUAAAAGUAAUUUAAUAUCAAUAUCAAAAUUGACUUAUUAUUUGGGGAUAAUGCUCAAAAAUUUGCAUUUUGGCUUAUCUGUAACCACGGCUUGAAAAUUCUCUUCCAUAAUAAGCAAGAAUCUGUUUAUUACUCAGGGGAGUUAGGAGUCUUGGAGCUGGAAAGUCUUGAAGAAGUCUUAAGCGAGGUGGAAAGAUGCAGGAAAGAAAAAACCAACCCAAUGCUCAUGGAAAGGGAAGAAAAACAAAAAUUGAGAGAAGCCAAAAAUAACGCACGUCAAAAUAAAGAACUUGUGGAAGAUAUGAAUCACGAAAAGAACAAUUUGAUGCUGACUGAUUUCGCGAAUAGAAUUAUGCUGGAUAGAACUUAUUUAAAUGCGGUGUUAGGGACUAAAUCGUUUUUGCCUAUGCAUUUAACAUUCAACGAAGAGCAUGUCAAGGGCUUAAGUGACCUGAUCGGCUUGUGCGAUUUUUCACAAUCACCCAAAGAAUGGGCUGAAAUAUCGCUGCAGAGAGCAAUUGAUGAUAUUUUUGAUGUUAGGGCUGAGGUUGAGCUUAAGAUGACAAGAGCUGAGCUCAUUGCAUAUGAUAUCAUAAAUUACCCAAAUUUACUAAAAAUUCCAUAUUUUUCGAUUCCUGAAUAUUUAGCAUAAAAAAGCAUAGGUCUAUUGAGGAAAAGCUUAAGCCUCAAAACAUCAAAAAGGACAUGAUGAAGCAAUUGUCUCUUGAAGGCAUUGCUGCCUACAAAACAUUUGAUUUGAUCACAGACGAAGAACGUGAAAAGAAUAAAGAAGCUAAACCAGCUGAGUACUUGCAAGAGCUGAAAAAGAAGCAAAACAAGAACAUGGACACACGAAAAAUGGAAGCUGCAAAGCAACUUUACAAGCACUGGUUCAAAAGCACACAAAUUGGCAAGCCAAAGGAGCACAGCUGCGAUUAUUUAAUUGAAGAGGAUCUAUAUGAGAAAUUCAGAAAUUAUGAUACCAGGCAUGAGAAGUACUCGAAAUUGCCUAAAACUAAAAAAGGGUUCGAGGAAUAUUGGAGAACCAAGAAGUAUAUCAAUAUAAGACAAAGGGCUGAAGACCAUGCUCAGGAGAGAAAGUACGUUAGAGAGCUUGAGGAUAAAAUGAACAGGGCUGCUGAAAUUGCCUGCACAAUUGAAAAUCUACUGAAGAUCAAAAAAGUUAGGGACAAGGUGGGACCUGAAAAUGUGGAGUACGUUAAGAAGAUCAUUGCAGAUAGAGAUAAUCUUAUUUACUAA
Molecule: messenger RNA, 7629 nt
Organism: Blepharisma stoltei
Lineage: Eukaryota; Ciliophora; Heterotrichea; Heterotrichida; Blepharismidae
Source: the annotation of a GenBank genome assembly